AUGCAUGAUGGAGAAACUCUAAAGGCUUACUCGGACAGAUAUUGGGAGAUGUAUAAUGAAAUGGACGACAAUUUUGACGAUGUCACCAUCAGCACCUUCAAAAAUAGUCUCCUAGCCGAGCACGGCUUAAGGAAGUCUCUGACUGGUAAGCCUGCCACCAGUGUGCACCAACUAAUGGAUCAGAUCGAUAAGUAUAAACGAGUAGAGGAAGACCAGCUGCAAGGUAAGGGAAAAGAGAAGGUUAUCCCUCAGGAGAGGAGGGAUUUCAAGUCGAACCGAUAUAACAACAACUGCCUGAGGAGAGAUUUCGUAGGGCAAUCUGAAGUAACCAACACAGAGACUGUCAAUAUCGUAUUCCGAGAACCAGUACCUUGGGUGUUGGAGAAAAUCAAGAACGAGCCAUACUUUAAGUGGUCGACUAAAAUGGCAGGAGAGUCCACGAGGUACAAUCAGAACUUUUAUUGCCAAUACCACCAAGACCACGAACACACCACGAAGAACUGCAGGAACCUCUGGAACUAUCUGGACCAGCUAGUCCGAGAAGGAAAGUCGAAGCACCUUCUACAUCAUUCCGGGAGUCAUCAAGGCUAG
Quercus lobata is the source of this 591-nucleotide messenger RNA. RefSeq lists its product as uncharacterized. The transcript has a single exon. NCBI's taxonomy places the organism in Eukaryota, Viridiplantae, Streptophyta, Magnoliopsida, Fagales, Fagaceae. The record is from RefSeq and is a predicted model, not a curated record. The coding region runs from base 1 to 591 and encodes 196 amino acids.